AUUUCGGCUUCAACAGUUAAUCACACAUGAAAUACAAAAUAGUUUUAUUAUCCAAUGCUUUUUUGUGUCUCGCAUCUCAGGGGCUCUAGAGCUCCCUUAUCAUUUUAUGUCACAUCCUACUAUACUGCUAAAUUAUCGUAAAUCAAACUUUAUGUAAUUAUUUAUAAAUCGACAACUAUAAGAAAACUUGCAGAUACUUAAUAAUUCUUAUUGUUAUUUUAUAACACAUUCUGUAUUCUGAUCAUACAGAGUUAAUAUUUAGUAAUAUUGCAAGCAGUUUUGUGUUACAGUAUUUGAGAAAUUGUAACGUAGGAACAGAACUUACAUAGAAACAAUUAGUAAAAUAAUAUAGAAUAUAUAGAAAGGUAGGGUUAUCUUUCAACCGAAAUCUCGAAAGGAUUUUUAAUCAUAAAAUAUUAUUUCAACGUUAGACAAAUGAGUAUAAUUAAGAAGAACAGUGCUUCCACUGAAAAUAUAAAUGGACAUAAAGCACCUAGUGUAAAUGAAAUUCAGAUACCUGUGCCAUGGGGUCACAUAAGCGGCAUUUGGUGGGGACCAAUGGAAGAGCAACCGAUAGUGGCAUUACAUGGCUGGCAAGAUAAUGCUGGGACAUUUGAUGCUUUAAUUACAUUAUUACCAUCAGAUGUAUCCAUUUUAGCCAUAGAUUUGCCUGGUCAUGGUUUUUCAUCCCACCUUCCUAGUGGACAAUAUUAUUAUAUGUUUUGGGAUGGGCUUUUUGCACUCCGUAGAGUUGUUAAACAUUACAAGUGGAACAAGGUGAAAUUACUUGGACAUUCUUUGGGAGGAGCAAUAUCAUUUCUCUAUGCUGCAUCAUAUCCUGAUGAAGUAGAGUUCAUGAUAAGUUUAGACAUUGCAAGUCCGAGCGUAAAAGACAUAACAAAAACUCCUACCAUCACCGGUGACAUAAUCGAUAAAUUUUUAAAAUAUGAAUUGCUGCAAUCUGAUAAUAUUCCGUCUUACACGUACGAAGAAGUGCUUGAUAUAUUAGAACAAGCUUACAGUGGUUCUAUAACUAAAGAAAGUGCAAUGAUACUAAUGAAACGUGGUAUACAGCAUUCCUCUGUACCUGAGCGAUACUUCUUUUCGCGUGAUCCAAGGUUAAAGGUUUCUACAUUGGGUACAUUAUCUUUGGAUUUAGUACUUGCAUAUGCCGCACGAAUAAAAUGCGCUUAUCUUAAUAUUCGUGCUGUGCCUGGAAUGGAAUUUGAAAUUCCUGAAAGUUAUGAUCAAGUUUUGAAUCAAAUAAAAAUAGGUGCUGAAAGAUUUGAAUAUCAUAAAGUGGAAGGAACUCAUCAUGUACAUUUAAAUAAUCCUGAGAGGAUUGCACCUAUAAUUAAUAAUUUUAUAAGUACUUAAUGAUAGAGAAAUUUAGAUGAAAAUCAUAAAAGUAAACAACAGUUAUGGUAAAAAUUAGUUUCAUGCAAGCUAUAUUAGCUGGUGGAAGUAUUUAAUUUAAAUAUUAAUUAUUUUAAUAAUUAAUUUCGUAUUUUGUAUGUAUUACAUAAUGUAUUAUAUACAGAUACUUGAAAGCAACAACAUCUUAUACUUUGAAUGAACUAAUUUAAUUUAGCAAAAGUAUAUUAAUUUAUAAUGAAAUAUUUUAUACGUAUGUUUAGAGUUAAUGUUGAUCAUUAAAAAUUAUUUAAUACAAAUAUACUAUUUUUUUAAAUAGUAAUAAAAUGAAAGUAUUUUCAAAUGCAUCAACUUGUUUAUUCAAAAGAACAACUUUACAGAUAUUUUAAUUACAAUAUUGGUUUCUUUCUAUUUUUUACUUCCCAAUUUAUGUGCUCGUCGCGAGUUACAAGCACCUCAAAAGAAUUAAUUAAUCUUUUAAAUGCUGUGUAAAAAACAGCAAUGAAGCUUAUUUUGUAAUAUUUAUAGGUACAUUAUUGUUUUAAUGGCUACUUCGUUCGGUUGACAACGGUGAUAAUACUAUAAUGACCUCGUAAUGCAGCGCAGUAAACUUGUAUCAGUUUAUGCUUUCAUACAUAAUUCGGUAGUAAAUGACCUCAAGGUGAAAUUACGCUAUCGUUACGCUCUAUUUUGUUGCAACUCUUUUCUGAAAUAUUAACAAAAUUUAUUUUGUACUUAAUAAUAGCAAGUGUGGAAUUGUAAUACGCCUAAGCAUGAGAUUGUUGUCUAUAAUUUAUUACGACAAAUUAUUUAUUGCAAAUAAAAAAACAUUUUACAAAA
Messenger RNA from Osmia bicornis bicornis, 2214 nucleotides. Its product is annotated as probable serine hydrolase. The transcript has 6 exons. The record is from RefSeq and is a predicted model, not a curated record. The coding region runs from base 436 to 1377 and encodes 313 amino acids. Lineage: Eukaryota; Metazoa; Arthropoda; Insecta; Hymenoptera; Megachilidae.